Messenger RNA from Asparagus officinalis (garden asparagus), 2036 nucleotides. RefSeq names its product TOM1-like protein 2. The transcript has 10 exons. Gene Ontology annotation, biological process: protein transport to vacuole involved in ubiquitin-dependent protein catabolic process via the multivesicular body sorting pathway. Lineage: Eukaryota; Viridiplantae; Streptophyta; Magnoliopsida; Asparagales; Asparagaceae. The record is from RefSeq and is a predicted model, not a curated record. Gene Ontology annotation, molecular function: ubiquitin binding; phosphatidylinositol binding. The coding region runs from base 123 to 1880 and encodes 585 amino acids.
AGCGGAAGCUCCAAUUUCGUAUCAGUUUUUCCCCCUCCCUCAGAGUUGUGGGGGGAAGAUGUUGACGUGAUUAUUCGUGAUUUUGUCGUCGGCGAGCUUCGAAUUCGUUCACGCUUUGGAAAAUGACGGGUUCGAUGGUGGAUCGAGCGACGACAGAUCUCUUGAUCGGUGCCGAUUGGGCGAUGAACCUAGAGAUCUGCGAGACUCUCAAUCGCGAUCCUGGGCUAGCUAAGGAUGUUGUUAAAGCCCUUAAAAAGCGUAUCAGAAGUAGGAAUCCGAAGGUUCAGAUUCUUGCGCUAACACUGCUGGAGACAAUAAUAAAAAAUUGUGGGGACAUAGUUCAUAUGCAUGUAGCAGAAAGGGACAUUCCACAUGCAAUGGCGAAAAUAGUGAAAGAGAAAAAGAAACCUGAUUUCAAUGUCAAAGAGAAGAUCCUGGUUUUGAUAGACACCUGGCAGGAAGCAUUUGGUGGUCCACAAGCAAGAUAUCCACAAUAUUAUGCAGCAUAUCACGAGUUAUUGCGUGCUGGAGCUGUUUUCCCAAAGAAGCGCGAAGGAAUUGCGCCUAUAUUUACUCCUGGGCAGAAAAAUUCUCUUCCAUGCCAUCCUCGAUGCACCCAAAAUUCUGAUUAUCAACAGGAAGCACUUACCAAAUCUGCUGUUUCUAAUUUUCCUAUUUUAAGCCUUAAAGAAAUUCAGAAUGCUCGAGUUAUCACAGAUGUUCUUUCCGAAGUGCUCAAUACUUUAGAUCCUGGGAGCAAUGAGGAAGUCAGGCAGGAAGUCAUUCAUGACCUUGCUUACCAGUGUCGAUCAUACAAGGAGAGAUUGAUACAUCUUGUGAGCACAUCUUCGGAUGAAGAUCUACUUUACCAAGGACUUGCACUAAAUGAUGAAUUGGAGUGUGUUCUAGCCAAACAUGAUGCUCUUGCUGUAGGUAUUCCUGAUCCCGUGGAGAAGCCAUGGUCUCUUCAGCCACUGGUAGACAUUGAUGAUCCUGUGAUUACUAAUUCUGAUGGUAACAUUGAACCUGAUGAAAGGUUGCAGUCAAGUGCAAGCACAAGCAAUCAGCUUCCACUUGAGCAGCUGCUUAGUGGCGUUGACCUUCUUAGCGGUGACUUUGACAAUCCUGCUGCUGAAAAUGCACUAGCCCUUGUUCCUGUUGGUGAACCACUCGCUGACUCCGUGACUGAGCAGAAUGCACUAGUUCUUUCAGAUGUGUUCUCUCAAAGCGUUAAUAACAAUGGCAAUGAUACUCCAACUUCACUUAGUUCUUAUUCAGAAACUCCAUCAUCACAGGCCUAUACUUCUCCCCAGCUCACCCUUUACUCCAAUGGUAGCAUUCCAAACUCAGGGGCUCCUAAUUUUCAGCAGUUAGCUUAUGGAGGAGUUCCUCAAAAUGAUGCAAACUUUGCAUGGAAUGGUCAAGUUACUCAGGGCAUGACUAAGCGACCAAUUGGUGUAAAUGAUCAAGGUCUUCCACUACCACCAUGGGAAGCUCAACAAGCCGAGAGUAGUGACUGUGGCAACCCCGAAACUCAAACAAUGCAGAAUGGACUUCAGGCAGGAGCUAUGCAUCCUCAGCUACUGCAGAAUAUGCAUCUUGGAUCCCCUCACCCUGAAUUGGUGCAAAGCAACCAGCAACCAGGGAUAUAUCCAACUUAUUUGAGUCAAAGCGACAUUUCUCAGAGAAUGUAUAAGCUCUAUGUGCAAGAUAACAGCAGCUAUUACACAAAUACAGGGAGUACUUACCAAAUAUCAGCCCCUCAUGUGCAACAGUUCAAUAAGCUGGCCAAGCCUGAAGAUAAGUUGUUUGGGGAUCUUGUUAGUAUGGCGAAAUCAAAACAAAGUAAAACUACCGCCAGUAGUGACGGGAACUUGUAGAAUGAGCGGCUUGUUGUUUAGUUGGUUUUUUAAUUAAUUGAUUCAAUUAUUGUAUUUAUUAUUGUUUUAUUUUUUAUACAUAUGUAUAAUUUUUUUUUUCACUUGUAAUUUUGACUUUGGUAUGCAAAUUAUGAAGAUUCAACUUGAUGAUCCAAA